AAUCUACAGGUAGCGGUACAUCUGGUUCACGUACUUGUAAAUGAUGAAUUGCAGCUUUACGUAUUUUACGUUAGUGCUUAAUAUUGAGUAUGCGGGAUAUAGACGAUGGAGACCCACGAGAGUCCAGAAGUCAGCUGAUGUGCGGUAUAAAGUACUGAGUCAGCGUUGGUCUCGUGGCUCGUUGCUGACUGGACCCGUUCAUAUGAAGCCGUAGCUGCAAAACGACUUUUUUUUUUACAAUCGUCUGCUGCGUUACAUCCGUCUGCAUCCGACCUCUGUGCCGCAGGAUCCUGUUAGAUCCGAGCGCGUUGGUCACGAGUUCCUCACGAGUCAGUCACUUCCUACAAAGCUGGAAUGCGAAGCAGGUCUUCGGUUCGCCUGAGGAGCGCGACAUGUCGUCCCUGGAGCGAGUGAAGCGGAGCCUGGAGGCGGCGGGACAGUCCCACGUCCUGCGCUUCUGGCCGGAGCUGAGCGACGAGGACAGGGCCGCCUUCCUCCGCGAGCUGUCUCAGCUGGACCUCGACACUCUGAAGGAACACUGCGACCGGGCUGCGAAGGCGGCAGCCUCCCCGCCCGCCCGCCUCGACCAGUGCAUGGAGCCGGUGCCGCCUGAGAGCAUCGGCAGCGUCCGGAAGAGCGACCGAAGCUCCCUCGCGGACUGGCGACGUGAAGGGCUGCUGCAGAUAUCGCAGAAUCGAGUUGGGGUUCUGCUCCUGGCAGGAGGUCAGGGAACGCGUCUUGGUGUCCAGUAUCCCAAAGGGAUGUACAACGUUGGGCUUCCAAGUGGCAAAACCUUGUACCAGAUCCAGGCAGAGCGCAUUCACAAGAUCCAGGAGCUGGCAGACGCCGGCCAUGGCUCAACAUGCACGGUUCCCUGGUAUAUCAUGACCAGCGAGUUCACGCUCGCUCCCACGGAGACGUUCUUCAAGGAGAACAACUACUUUGGCCUGGAGCCGUCAAACAUCGUGCUGUUUGAGCAGAGGAUGAUCCCAGCGGUGACGUUUGACGGAAAGGUGAUCCUGCAGGAGAAAGGGAAGAUCGCCAUGGCCCCAGAUGGCAACGGGGGCCUGUACCAGGCGCUGGUGGACAAUAAGGUACUGGAGGACAUGAGGAGGAGGGGGGUGGAGUACCUGCACGUCUACUGCGUCGACAACAUCCUAGUGAAGCUGGCCGACCCUGUGUUCAUCGGCUUCUGUGUGAGCAAAGGGGCAGAUUGUGGAGCAAAGGUGGUGGAGAAGGUGAGUGCCUCAGAGCCAGUGGGCGUCGUCUGCAGGGUACGAGGCGUCUCCCAGGUGGUCGAAUACAGCGAGAUCCAGAUGGAGACAGCAGAAAUCCGAGGGCCUGAGGGGGACCUGGUCUACAGCGCGGGAAACAUCUGCAACCACUUCCUCACCCGGUCGUUCCUGCAGGACGUGGCAGAAAAAUUUAAAGGCCAACUGAAACAACAUGUUGCAAUCAAGAAGGUUCCCUAUGUUGACACAUGUGGAAAUCAAGUCAAACCCAGUAAACCCAAUGGCAUAAAGAUGGAGAAAUUCGUCUUUGACGUCUUCGUAUUCUCAAGGAACUUCGUGGCGUUCGAGGUCCCCCGGGAGGAUGAGUUCUCCCCGCUGAAGAACGCUGACGGCGCCGCCACAGACACCCCCACCACUGCCCGGACCGCUCUGCUGGCCCAGCACUGCCGCUGGGCCACGGCCGCCGGAGCCACGCUGCUGGACGACCAGGGCAACGCGCUGCCGUCCAGUGCAUCAGGGAACGCUCCUGUGGCCCAGUGUGAGAUUUCACCACUCGUCUCCUACUUUGGAGAGGGCCUGGAGCAGCUCCUGGGAGGGAAGACGCUGUGCACUCCCUUCAUUCUGGACAGGAAGAGGGCCGCGGAGCUGCAGGCUCACUAAUGCUGAGGGUCCAGCAGAUGAAGCACAGCAUGAAGAACAGUCUGGAGCAUAUCUGUGUGGUGAUAAACCAAAAAGCCAUAUGAAACUGCUGUUUUAUUAUCUCAGAUUCUCUCUUUUAAGGAAGAAACACAAAUUAUGACCUGAAACAAUGACCAGCAUCAGCUUUUGGGCAUUUACCUCAAACCGUGCCAGUAAAUUUAUUCUAUUCCAUCUAGUCUUCCACUGCUCAAGGAUAAUUGUAUGUUAUUGUACUUAUUGGAUGUUACGGGGAAAUGUGUUUUCAUCAGUAACAACUGAAAUAAAACUCUGAAGAGAAAAUGCUG
Molecule: messenger RNA, 2215 nt
Organism: Betta splendens (Siamese fighting fish)
Lineage: Eukaryota; Metazoa; Chordata; Actinopteri; Anabantiformes; Osphronemidae
Gene: uap1l1
Product: UDP-N-acetylglucosamine pyrophosphorylase 1, like 1
Exons: 9
Coding region: 393-1892 (499 amino acids)
Biological process (GO): UDP-N-acetylglucosamine biosynthetic process
Molecular function (GO): UDP-N-acetylglucosamine diphosphorylase activity
Source: RefSeq, a predicted model, not a curated record